Messenger RNA from Cryptomeria japonica (Japanese cedar), 1092 nucleotides. RefSeq lists its product as uncharacterized. The record is from RefSeq and is a predicted model, not a curated record. Lineage: Eukaryota; Viridiplantae; Streptophyta; Pinopsida; Cupressales; Cupressaceae. Bases 479 to 796 code for a protein of 105 amino acids. The transcript has 3 exons.
CGGAAUCUUUCACACACUUGACCUCACUCCAAACAGUACAUUACAACCCUCAAUCUACAGGUGAAUCGAUUUCGCUUGCAGGCUUGCAGCCCAGGCGGCAGGUCCUGUGUGGCGCCAUCAUGUGACCAGAUGACUAGCGCUCCAUGCGCGUGUAAACCCUCUCACAACCCUCCCUCUUUCAUUCUUUUCUCUCAAUCCUCCGCCGUCGCCUGCAUUCACAGCAAUAAUUAACUUUUUAUUGUGAGAGAAGCGCAAUCUUCCACUUCAUUUCCAAUAUUUACAAUGACGACCAUUCUAUUUUGUCUCUUUUUCAUGCUAUCAUUGCCUUCUGGGUUUUUUUCUGUAUAUAAUCCGGAUCGCCCUCACCCCACUGCAUUGCCAAGAUCGAAAUCUCUGGUGUGGGGUGGUAUAUACACAGCCGCCGACCGUGAUAUAUACAGUGUUCUGGGAUAUAUACAGUAGAAUACCGAGAUUGACAAUGGCGGAAGGAUUGAAUGUGAAGUGCUUUUUGGUGGCUGUUGUUCUGUUUCUGCCCUCAUUGGCGAAUGGGUUGAGGCCAGCCUUCAUGGCAGCAGAGAUGCAGCAGAAUAUAAUAAAAAAUGCCGAGGCACAACCUUCGGAGCAACUGCAUUCAGAGAGGAAGCUGCAGGGGAGUAUGGAAUUUUACCAGCAGCAAGUUCGUCCAGAGAAGUUAAAUGCUCCACCUCUCAUGUCAAGGGAGUCUGCAAGGAUGGUUCCUACUGGUCCUGAUCCUCUGCACCAUAAUGGGGGUCCUAUUAAGCCUAAAUUUCCUUAGAGAUUCUGUUCUUGUGCAACCCACUAAGAUGUCUGUAAUAGCUGACCUGCAAACUUAAAUCAGAAUUAUGUACUUAAGAGUAAUGUAAUGUGUGAGCAGAAAUAAUGGCCGAUUGAUGUAAGUGAAUAUCAUCUGGCAUGCCUUGCCUAAGGUUUUGGGGGAUUGAAAUCGAUUUUCGGGGGCUGAGAGUUGAGAUUAGUUGUUAUUGUGUAAGAGGGUUUAAAUAUCUAGACUGUAUUGUAAUUGGCUAAGUGUAAUAUAUAAUGUGAAUUUGAUCCUUAACUGGAAAAUAACUG